This is a messenger RNA of Asterias rubens (European starfish), 6206 nucleotides long. RefSeq names its product transcription initiation factor TFIID subunit 1-like. Gene Ontology annotation, biological process: RNA polymerase II preinitiation complex assembly; transcription by RNA polymerase II. The coding region runs from base 132 to 5804 and encodes 1890 amino acids. Gene Ontology annotation, molecular function: TBP-class protein binding; histone acetyltransferase activity; RNA polymerase II general transcription initiation factor binding. Gene Ontology annotation, cellular component: transcription factor TFIID complex. Lineage: Eukaryota; Metazoa; Echinodermata; Asteroidea; Forcipulatida; Asteriidae. The transcript has 36 exons. The record is from RefSeq and is a predicted model, not a curated record.
GAACGAUUGAUGGCAAGCGGCGCGCUGGAUUUGCUGCUAAGAAAAUUGUCUGUUUAGCACAGAUUAAGGACUGAUGUGAGUGGAAUUGACCAUGAAGCCAAAUAUUUCCGCUUUCCAGUCCAGCGUCUGAGAUGGAUUCUGAGGAUGAGGGUGACGGUUCCUCCUGCAAAUCAGAUCUUUUAUCCCCGUCUGCUAAGGAAGUAUCUUUGACGGGUUUCCUUUUCGGUAACAUCGAUAAAAAAGGACAUCUAGUGGAUGAUGUACUUGAUCCAGAAUCAAAGCGCCAUUUGUCUGAGUUAAGUGCCUUGUCCGGACUCGGUAGUUUGGUGAGAGAGAUUGCUGAUGAUGAUGAUUAUGAUGGUGAAAAAGGAGAAGGAGGUGACAAAGAUGACACCGCAUCUAAUGAAGCAGAGGAUGAAAAGGCCAGCGAUGCAGUGGACUACUCUGACAUCACAGAAGCGGCUGAAGAUGAGUCUACCGAUAAAUACAGAGAAGCAAUGGGGACUGUUAUGCCAUCUAAACGAGCUGGGUCCGAUGAUGAUGAUUACGAUGACUAUGAUGACGAUGCUACCAACGAUCGUCCAUCUAACAGUGACUCCAAGUUAAUGCCUCCACCCCCUCCACCAGUGGAGCGUAAGACUGUCCCUCCGUCUGCCUCAUCCGAUGAGGAUACCAUCAAGGAUGAAGAGUACAUUGAUGAGAAGGUUGAAGCAGUGAAGAGGUUGAACGUGUCGGAGCUGUUUCCAGAGUUCAGAGAAGGGAAGGUUUUAAGAUUUCAUCGUCUCUUUGGAAGUCAAAACACCCUCCCUCAGCUUUGGCGUGGUACCAAGAGAAAGAAGAGAAAACGACGACCGACUGCCAACUCUGACGGUCCAGAGCAGAUAUCGAGCCCUACCAAGGGACCAAUCACUGGAUGGCAGUAUAACUACGCCCCAACACCACCCCCUGAAGACUGCCUCCCGGAUGAUGAGAUUACAAUGCUAGCACCCAUCGAGCCUCUCAUGACCACUGAGGAUGAUGAUCGUAAUAAGAAUAAAGACAUGAGGCCUAAGGUUGCUGAGUGGCGCUACGGACCAGCCCAGUAUUGGUAUGAUAUGCUUGGAGUAGCAGACAGCGGAGAAGGGUUUGACUAUGGAUUCAAGAUGAAAGGCACGGACAAUAAGGAAAAUGUCCCGACAAUCACAAAAGAAGAAGACGAGGAGGAAGAUAAAGAAGACCCGCCCAAGGAGACCAUCCCAGUCAGCGAACUCUUCGCCGACUGCCCCAAGAUGCCCCCAGCCUGCCAAGAUGCCUUUGAGAUGGUCAGUCAACUUCCCUGGGAAGAUGAAAUCAUUUGGGACGGGGAGGAAGUCAAGGAGAGGGUUCAGAAGACUGACGCUAAUACCCUCGCCGGCUGGGUCCCAACGCUUGCCAAUAGAUCAGUACUGGCUUAUUGUACGGCUCAUGGGAGACGUAACAUGGAGUUUCUUGAUCCUACUCUGAACUCAGCUCCAGCGAGUUUAAAACUUCAGGGACCAGCAUUGGUCAGCAAGGUCGCUAGCAAGAUGGCACAAGGACCAAGAAGCAUAGAAGAACCUGAUAAAUCAUCUUGGUAUUCCAUCUUCCCUGUCGACAACGAAGAGCUGGUGUAUAAGAAUUGGGAAAAUGACAUCAUCUGGGACCAUGAGAAUAUGAGCUCCAUCUCGUCCCCUCAUGCCAUGAAGUUAGACCCCAAUGAUGAGAACAUCAUCUUGGGCAUCCCUGAUGAUCCCGAUCCGAACGCCGAGACGGCGGUCAUCAAAGAGAAGAAGGAACCCAGAAGGUCUAAGAUCGUUCUUGAGAAGGCGGGAGUCACUAAGUCCAACAUCUUGCAGACGCAACCUCAAGAAGAUGAAGAUGUGAAGGACCCAUUUAACAUCUCUAAUGACGCCUACUACUACCCAAGAAAUGUCGGAGAGAAUAAACUACGAGCCAACAUGGCCGGCAACCUGCAGCAUUCCACACCAGCCGUUGAGCUCCGACAACCUUUCUUCCCUACCCAUCUUGGUCCAAUGAGGUUAAGACACUACCAUCGACCCCAGGUCAAGAGAUUCUCACAUGGUGCUCUAGCAUCUCCGGGAACUCAUUCUGUCUGGCCGUUGCUCAGACGCAUCAAAACAAAAGCAAAGUUGAGAGAGCAAGAGAGACAGGCGUCUGGCGGUGGUGAGAUGUUCUUCAUGAGGACGCCGGAGGAUCUGUCUGGUAUGGACGGUGAUCUUAUACUCACUGAGUUCUGUGAGCAGUAUCCACCCCAUAUGAUGCAGGUUGGGAUGGCUAGUAAGAUAUGUAACUACUACAAAAGGAAGUCAUCAUCAGACGCCACCCCUCCCGAGUACGAGCAUGGGGAGACAGUGUAUGUAAGAAGUUCACCAUUUCUUGGUGUACUGUCUCCAGGAGAAUCUCUCCAAGCCUUAGAGAACAAUCUAUUCCGAUGUCCGUCUUACCUCCACAAGAUGCCAAGCACGGAUUUCUUGAUCAUACGUACCAGACAAAAGUAUUUUAUCCGAACCAUUGAUCAUAUUUACAACCUGGGCCAGCAAUGUCCGUUGAGGGAGGUACCGGGUCCGAACUCCAAGAAAGCAAAUAAUCACAUCAGAGACUUCCUGCAGGUGUUUAUCUACAGACUGUUCUGGAAGAGCAAUGAUCGACCUCGUCGAAUCAAGAUGGAAGACAUUAAGAAAGCUUUCCCAACUCACUCUGAGAGCAGUAUUAGGAAACGGCUCAAGCUGUGUGCAGAUUUUAAACGAACUGGUAUGGAUUCCAACUGGUGGGUUAUUAAACCAGAUUUCCGUCUUCCCAGUGAAGAAGAGAUCAGAGCAAUGGUUUCACCUGAGCAGUGCUGUGCAUACUACAGCAUGCUGGCGGCUGAGCAGAGGUUAAAGGAUGCCGGUUACGGAGAGAAGUCUUUCUUUGCUCCUGAUGAUGAUAACGAGGACGACCUUCAGAAGAUUGAUGAUGAGGUUCGUACAGCGCCAUGGAACACCACCAGGGCCUUUAUAGCUGCUAUGAAAGGCAAAUGUUUACUGGCUGUAACAGGUCCUACUGAUCCCACUGGAUGCGGUGAGGGAUUCGCCUACAUGAAGGUUCCCAACAAACCCUCGGGUGCAAAGGAUGACACCAGUUCUCCUCAGCAAGCAAAGAAGACAGUGACAGGUACAGACGCCGAUCUGAGACGUCUUAAUCUGAAACAAGCCAAGCAGCUCCUUCGCAACAAGUUUGGUAUCCCAGAGGAAGAUAUUAAGAAGUUAUCGCGUUGGGAGGUGAUUGACGUAGUGAGAACCUACUCCACUCAGCAGGCUAAGAUGGGGGAGACUUCCACUGCUAAGUUUGCUCGUGGUAACCGCUUUGGUAUCGCUGAACACCAAGAACGCUACAAGGAAGAAUGUCAGAGGAUAUUCGACUUGCAAAACAAAGUUUUAGCUUCAGAUGAGAUCUUGUCGACAGAUGAAGACAGUAGCUCUGGAGACGACAGUGACUUUGAAGAGAUGGGCAAGAAUAUUGAGAGCAUGCUGACCAACAAGAAGACUAGCGUACAGUUAACCCAUGAGCGGGAGGAGGCAGAGAGAAAAGAACUACAGAAGAUGCUGAUGGGAGAUGGUGGAAGUACCAGCAGAGGAGGAGACGGUAAAGAAGGCGGGUCCAAGAAUGGAACCAACACUCCGACUCCAGGGGCGGGGCCAUCCUCCAAGGAUGACGAUCUUAACUCGGUGCACAGCUUCGGAUCAUCAUUUAGUGGGCGUCGCCUGAAGAUAUACCGCACCUUUCGAGGAGACGAUGGGACGGAGUUCGUAAGGGUAGAGACGGUUAGAAGACCGGAGGUCAUCGACACGUACGUCCGCAUCAGACAGUCUAAGGAUGAGUCUUAUAUUCGUCAGUUCGCCCUGCACGAUGAGAAACAUCGAGAGGAGAUGAAGAAAGAACGACGUAGGAUCCAGGAGCAGCUGCGCCGCAUCAAACGCAACCAGGAGAAACAAGAACAAGAGAAGCUUCAUCCUAAACCUCCCAAAGUCUUCAAGAAGAAGAAGGAGAAGAAGAUUGAUCUCAAGGUCCUCAAGGUAAGAAAUAUGAAAUGCGGAGCAUGUGGUCUCAUCGGUCACAUGCGCACCAACAAAGAGUGUCCCAACUACGCCAAACUGAAGGAGAACCUACCUUCGGUUGCCGUGGCGAUGACCGAGGAGCAGGAAGAACAGGAAGAGAGGAAACUUGAUGACGAUGAGCUGGUCAAGACGGAGGGUACAAAGGUCAUCCUGGCCAAGAGUGUUCUUGACCACGCCGAGCACAUCAAGAGGAAGUCUCUUGUUCUCCGGUUCCCGAAAGAGAACCUUCCUGCUAAGAAGAAGAGACGGACGGAAUCCUCCCAGCCUCUGGAUUACCUCAAGCGUCCUAACCAGUCUAAUAAUAGACGUCGUACUGAUCCAGUUGUCACCCUGAGUAUUAUGCUGGAAACAGUGCUGAAUGAGUUGAGAGAUAUUCCAUAUGCCACGCCGUUCCAUCAUCCAGUAAGCACUCGUCAUCUUGCCGACUAUUACAAGAUUGUACACAACGCAAUGGACUUGCAGACAAUGAGAGAGAAAUUGCGAGCUCGUAAGUAUCAAUCUCGCAACGAGUUCCUUGGAGACGUUCAGCAAAUCGUUGAUAACAGCACCCUGUAUAAUGGAGACACUAGCCCCAUGACCAUGGUAGGCAGGAACAUGCUGGCACUCUGUAAGAAGAGAAUGGAGGAGAAAGAUGACAAGUUUUCUCGCAUAGAGAAAGCCAUCAAUCCACUGUUGGAUGACGACGAUCAAGUGGCCUUUUCGUUCAUCCUUGAUAACAUUAUCAGUGCCAUGAGGGCUGUGCCUGAUUCAUGGCCUUUCCACCAGCCUGUCAACCAUAAGCAAGUCAAGGAUUACUAUAAGAUCAUUCAAGUACCUAUGGAUUUGGAGACGAUGAGGAAGAAUGCUCAGAAACACAUCUACCACAGCCGGGAGCAAUUCCUGGAGCAUGCUGAGCUUAUGAUGAAGAAUUGCGCUGCAUACAAUGGUGAGGAAAGCACACUGACAGGAAUAUCUCAUAAGGUGCUAGAGAUCUGUAAGAUGGAGCUUGCAUCUAAUGAAGAGCAUCUAGCUCAGCUUGAGAAGGACAUCGCCCUGGCUAGAGAGACUGCCCUGGAUGCAGCAGACGCUGAGAGCCUGUCUGCUGCUCCUAAUACACCCUCAAGUCAAAUCGCUAAUGAGGAUAGUAUGACAGGUUUUGAAGAUGAUGAAGAUGAUGAUGAGCAAGGCAAUGAUCUUGAAGAAGGAGAAUUUGUGGACAUUGAGGGUGACGAUGGGGAAAAGAGAUCAAGCUUUGAACCAAUCCUAGACGCCGAGAGUAGCAUUCUCUACAACGACCUCCAGAUCACGCCGGAGAACAGCGAAGACGAACUAGAUGAUGAUGAAGAAGAUGAAGAAGAAGGAGACAAUCCGUUCCUCCAUCAGCAGAGCGAGAGCGAGGAAUCGGAAAAUGAAGACGGAGAAGAAAUUGUUCGAGCAAUUAACGACGAUGGUGAAGACAAAAACGAUGGAGAUAAUUUCGGAGAGGAUGAGAAUGUAGCGUUAGAAGACAUUGAUGCGGAGGCGGAUGAAUCAUUCGAGGCAGAGUUCGACAUGAGUAGACCGAAUUCUGAGAUGGCGGAUGCGGAGCAGAGUGAAGAGGAGCUGGACGUUGAUGAAGGCAAGAUGAUUCAAGAUGAUGAUGAUGAUGAUGAUAGUGAUGAAGACUUUGUGGAAGUAGAAGAUGAAGAAGAGGCCAUGGAUCAGGGAUAAGAUGAUAAUUAAGACCUUGUUUGAGAUGGAGAGAAGAUUUUUAGCUCAUCUCAACCUUAUGAUGUGGGUCAUGAACCUUUAAGAAAGCCAUUCAAAUUUCUGCAAGUCAAACCGCCUUCAAUAUAUUGGUUAUUGUCACUGCAUCACAUGAUUUCAUUACAAGUUUCAGUAAAACACCUUUUUGUCACUUGGUGACAGCUGACAAUUAAGUUCAAGUGGAGAUUGUUCUCCUGACUUUAUCCUCAAGGUUACUGACAUGCACUGGUUUUCAUGCCAAUGAUUAAUUUGAUUACAAUGAUUUAAUUGGAUAAACUUGCAGUGACAUCAGCUUUCUAAAUCAGUGUUUUGAUUGGUCCAAGGUGAUGUUUGUCAACUGCUGUUUCAGUGGCAGCCUCUAGGUGG